Molecule: messenger RNA, 1177 nt
Organism: Onthophagus taurus
Lineage: Eukaryota; Metazoa; Arthropoda; Insecta; Coleoptera; Scarabaeidae
Source: RefSeq, a predicted model, not a curated record
UAGUAUUUAAUUUCCAAUAUUAAUCUUUUCAGAUCCCAUGGAUUCACCAAAACUAAACCCAUACCCAAAUUGGUCAGCCCACAAUUUCUCGACAUCAUCAAUACCUGAAAUAAUCUCACCAUUUCGAAUACGAGCGGAUCAAUGCGAUCGGCUUUGGGUACUCGAUACCGGAAUUGCCAACAUUUUACCCGAUAAGGAACAGCUCACCAACCCACCACAAUUAAUCAUCUACGACCUUCACAGCGACGUUUUACUCCGCCGAUAUGAAAUCCCGGCCGACCAAAUUAAGAAAAACGUAAGUUUCUUCGCAAACAUAGCAAUCGAAGAUGACGAUUGCAGCGACACCUACGCUUAUUUAGCCGAUUUAGCAUCGCCGUGUUUGGUAGUUUACUCAUUUAAAGAUAAUGAAAGUUGGAAAAUAACUCAUAAUUAUUUUAAUAUCGAUCCGUUAUCCGGUGAGAUGUCUGUAAAUGGUAUUAAUUUUGAAUGGACGGAUGGUAUAUUUGGGUUAGCUCUAUCAAAAAGAGAUCCAAACGGUUUUAGUACACUUUAUUUCCACCCGAUGACAAGUACAAACGAAUUUUCGGUAAACACAAAAUUUUUGAGAGAUAAAACCGCUUUGAAAAACGAUAAUUAUUACCAAUUUAAACUGUUGGGAAGUCGGGGUAAAAAAUCUCAAAGCGGGGUUUCAUUUUUAGACAAAAAUUCGGGCGUUUUAUUUUACACUUUGUUAAAUUUGAACGCAAUCGCUUGCUGGAAAACGUCAAAUCCAUCGUACACCAUGCAAUCUCAAGGUAGGAUAUAUAUGAGUAACGUAACGAUGGUGUUUCCGAAUGAUUUAAAAGUUGAUUUUGACGGGAAUUUGUGGGCGCUUUCCGAUAAACUACCGAUGUUUUUGUACGAUAAAUUAGACCCGGAUGUUGUUAAUUUCCGGGUUUUAACGGGAUCGGUGAAGGAAGCGAUUCAGGGGACGACUUGCGAUGAGAAAUUAAAAAUUUCGAGCGAUGUUUCCGGGCGAAAAAUUCAAAUUGGCGAAAAAAAUAUUGGGAUUUGUGAGAAAAGUCGAGGGUUGUUGUUAGGUUUCGUAAUUUUAGGUUGUUUUUAUAAGGUUUUUUAUUAAAAAUUAUGAUUAUUCUUGUUUUUGACGAUUGUAAUAUAUUUUUUUUUGUACUUAAAA